Hyposmocoma kahamanoa is the source of this 2905-nucleotide messenger RNA. RefSeq lists its product as uncharacterized. The transcript is spliced from 2 exons. The coding region runs from base 7 to 1269 and encodes 420 amino acids. The record is from RefSeq and is a predicted model, not a curated record. Lineage: Eukaryota; Metazoa; Arthropoda; Insecta; Lepidoptera; Cosmopterigidae.
GGAGUCAUGACGAGUAGCGAGGUUUGCAGCAACAUCAGACAAGUUUUCACGGACUCUCAGGUCCAUCACAUAUUAAAGCAAGUAUUGGGGAACGAGUCGUGGCAGUUGCUACGAUGCGACUUGCAACGCGCUGCGGAAGGGCUAACCGGCUUCCUCGGAGACCAUUACAGAACGACGCUGCACGUGCGGGUUGGCGAGAGCAUCAAAACGGUACAAUUGUUCGUGAAGACAAUGCCGCUGAUGAAUAAGAACAAAGCGUCGUUUAUUGAUAAAGGGAACUUUUUCAGACGCGAGAUGCUCACGUUCCAGGUAUUCGAAAACAUUGGAGGUGAUCACGGUCCAAAUCCUUGGCGCACUAAAGCCUACAUCUUCAACGAAUCUCUUCUGGUGAUGCCGGACCAAACCGUUUUUGGCUACACACAACGCCACUACCUCGACACUCUGGAUUUGCCGCAUGUUUUAACUGUUACGGCAUCCAUCGCUCGUUUUCACUCUUCGUACGCCAACUUUGCCACUAAAAAAAGUGUCAAUCGUCAACGUCCCUACAACUUCCUCGAUGAAUACGGACACCUCAUGAAAGAACCUACAUUCUAUGACAGUCCAUGGCUUCGAGCGUGUGGAAAACUUUCCGCUAACCUCCUUCAUACAUUUUCUAAGAAAUACAACAACGACAAUAUCCCCGACCUGGAAGAGAAAUUGACCAAACUGUACAUCGAGUCAAGUGGCAGUUUUAGAGAUUACAACGAUACUCUGAAUGUUCUUAUUCAUAGAGACCUUUGGAUAAACAACAUCAUGUUCAAGUAUGCCGACGGUGUACCUGUGAACGCAUUGAUUAUCGAUUUCCAGUGCUUACGUUACGGUCCACCAGCGUUUGAUUUGAACAUCUUUCUGUAUUUGACGACAACUAGAAAUUUUCGCGAGCAAAACGAGAUGAAAGUAUUCGAACAUUACUAUUCCGUGUUCACGGAAUCUUUGGACGACGCGACGAAGCACAGACUAAAAGAGUUGGGGUACACGUAUGAGGAGUUUUUGUCGUGGUGUGAGAAAUCCCGGAUGUUUGCUUACGUUUUAGCUAUAGGCAUCUUCCCGUACGUGUUGAUGUCGCCAGUGGCGGCUUCGCGGUACUUCGACGACCCUCUCACGUACGAUAGGUACCUCGAGGACCGCAACCAGCCCGUCAUCGAAUACGGAAAGCAGUGUCCCGUGUACAGAGACAGGCAGGUCGACGUCAUUGAAGAAUUUGUUGAGAGAUAUAUAGUGAAUAAGUGAUGAUUGUAGUCUAAAUACUUUUUUAAAAAAACGACCUCAAAAGUUCGUCCGUUCGCUUUCGCUAUGUUCGUUACCGCGGUUGCCUCAAUAAGAAUCACGUGAGCCCAAAUGCUACGUAGUUGUAUACUGUUGGGGAGUUCGUCUCAUCUGUCUGUCAUUUACAUGAUCAAAUCAGCUCCUACGCUAGUGUAUUUAAAAGUAAAAUUUUGUAAUUGUAAAAAUAUUAUUAUUAUGUUACGUCUUUUAUUUGCUUUGUAAGUAUUUUUAAUUCCAUUCCGGGAUUAUCCACUUUACAAACCAAAGUAUUGCAAAAACGUUCUGUUCUUUGUACCGUUUAGGUUUUCGGAUCAGAGAAAAGUUUCAGGAGAUUGGUACCAUGACUGUGGCAUCACAGUAGGUACAUUUACUGAAAUAGGAUUUUGUAUGCGCGUACAAAUAUUCAUAAAUUCAUUAAGAAGAUGUCCAUAAUAUUUCCAUCAUCAGAUCAGCUCUAGGUCACCAUAAUAUUUUAUUUUCAUAAGUGCAAUGUUUAAUUCAAAUCGGUUAACGGAAAGUAUGUGAAAUUGAAUUUACCUCACCCACUACAUACAAACGGACGUCCUCUUUUUUUGAAGUCGGUUAAAAAUUGAAUUUUCGAUCUACUUAUUUAACACUGUAGUUACUUAUACUUUCAGUUUAGUUGCUUAUCAGUUUUAUGUUGUUAUACUUUUUCUAUUUAGUAUGUGGACAGAUAAAUCUAACCACCUUCUAAAUAGAAGUACUCAAUUCCUAUGAGCUAUACUCACUACCAGUACAGUAGGUACAAUACAACAAUAAAAUUAAUAAAUUAAUGAAUAGCUGGCAAUAACCAAAAUAUGUUGUCAAUACAAUUCUGUUGCAACCGCUCUGUACAUUUUCUUAACUUCAUCUGAAAGCUUACGGUUUUAUUUAAUAUACCAAAAGUAAUAUGAAGAAUACAAGGGUACUGGUGGUGAGUAUAGUUCAGAGGAAUUGUGUAAGCUGGUCUAAUGCCAUAUGGUGAUCGUGAGCACACAUGGUGGCGCCUGCGCAGCAGCAGCGCCUGUGCGAUGGACACGUCUGUCCAUAUACGCCGUGGACAUGUCGCGCCUGAUUCGGACUAAGCCGUUUAUUUCAACCGAAUCGCACUUUCGCAACGCACUCGACCAAUGAAUAAAUGUAAAGCGAUUAGAUUUAAUUCCUUUCCUAAUUUGUCGACAGGCCCCCGCCCCAGCCCGUUCGACAUUGGCGAAAAGACGACAGUUUCAAUGCUCAUGUAUCUGCUCACACCGAAACGUCGUCGUCGCUAAAAACUUGAAAUUUAAACUGAUCAAGUUUGUUUUACUUGAAAUACACAACUAAUCUUAUUAUCUUUAUAUUUAAGUAAUUUAGUUACUUCGAUGAAAAGUCUAGAAUACCUAGGUGUAAAUUACAUACGUAGGUUAUUAUUACCUGAGACUUAUUCUGUAUUUAUAAACAAGCAACUUUGGCUUUACGACAAUAUUAUUCUUAUAAAAUGUCUUCCCACACACAAAACUUUUGUUGAACCAGAGUUCUGCGUGAAUUAAUUUAAAUGAUUAAAUACAUAAAUAAAAAUAUAAUUCUUAUUUUUUUAUACAAAUGUGCAAGGAUUACAAUA